UAAAUUUUCCUACUUCAAUUUCCAGCAGGGCCAACACAACCAAAAGAAAUCACAACAACGCGAUCUCCAGGGCGACGAAUCCUCGAUAGGCCGGCGCGUACCCGCUGCAACCGCGUCUCUGCCCGUCCGUCCCCAUCUGCGACGCGAGUGCCCGUAGAGCAGCAGAGUUCUGCUCCCGUCGUCAUCGCAACAUCGCAGCAGUAGCAGCAAUAGCAGCGGCAGCAGAAGCAGAAGCAGCAGCACCAGCAGCAUGGCCCAAUCCCAUCGCGAUAGGGACCGCGGCGGCUCUGGACCGUUGCCGAACCGCUGGCUUUACUGUCCGCGCAAGAGCGACAGCAUCAUCGCUGAGCGUUUCCUUGCCUUCAAGACGCCACUGAGUCAGAGCUUCCAGGACAAAAUGCCCAUCGAGUGCACCUUCCGUCCGGAGAUGCUCUUCGACUACUGCAAGACACUCAAGUUGAAACUGGGUCUUUGGGUAGAUCUGACCAACACGAAGCGCUUUUAUGACCGUUCCACGGUGGAGGAGCGCGGCGUCCAAUACAUUAAGCUGCAAUGCCGUGGACACGGCGAAACGCCGUCACCAGAGCAAACGCACAGCUUUAUCGAGAUUGUGGAUAACUUUAUUAAUGAGCGUCCAUUCGAUGUCAUCGCCGUUCACUGCACUCACGGCUUCAAUCGUACAGGCUUCCUGAUUGUCUCCUAUAUGGUGGAACGUCUCGACUGCUCCGUGGAGGCGGCACUGUCUGUCUUCGCCUCCGCUCGGCCACCGGGCAUCUACAAGCAGGACUAUAUUAAUGAGCUAUACAAGCGCUAUGACGAUGAAGAGGAUGCACCGGCGGCCCCAGAGCAACCCAACUGGUGUUUGGAUUACGAUGAUAGCAAUGGUGAUGGCUCGGCACCAGUUGAGAGUCGAAAGCGUCACUCAUCCACAUCACAGCAGGCAGAGGAUGUGGAGGAGGAGACUGAAGAAGUCGAAGGCGAAGAGGCCGACGGUGACGGUGAUGCGUCCACAUCGGACGGACAGCCGCGAAAGAAGCGACGCCGCGAGAUGGUCGUUAGGAAUGCCACAUUCAUGGCCGGAGUGCCAGGCGUACGUCAGGUUAGCGACCAACCGCGUCUUUCCGAUCUGCAGCGCAAGGUGCAGGACUGGUGCCAUUGGAACAAGAACGGUUUCCCGGGCUCCCAGCCCGUGUCAAUGGAUAGGAACAAUAUUAAGCGCCUCAGUGAGAUACCCUAUCGGGUGUCAUGGAAGGCGGAUGGCACACGCUACAUGAUGCUCAUCGAUGGCCGUGACGAGGUCUACUUCUUUGAUCGCAAUCACUCCUGUUUCCAAGUGGAGAACGUUGUCUUUUUGAACGGCAAGAACCUAACUGAGCACCUCGACGGCACACUUCUCGAUGGGGAGAUGGUGCUGGACAAGAUCGGCGAGACAGUUACGCCGCGCUACCUCGUUUAUGACAUUGUCCGUCUCUCACAUCGUGACGUGCGGGAUGAGCCGUUCUUUCCCAAUCGCUUGGACUACAUCAAGAAGGAUGUGAUAGCUCCACGAAUCCUGGGCAUGAAGCAUGGCAUCGUCAAUCAGCGUACGCAGGCGUUCAGUGUGCGUGGAAAGGAUUUCUGGGAUAUUUGGAUGUCUGCCCGCCUGCUGGGCGAAAAGUUCUCACGCACUCUGGCCCAUGAGCCGGAUGGCCUGAUCUUUCAGCCAUCCCAGCAGCCAUACACGGCCGGCGUUUGCUCCGAUGUGUUUAAAUGGAAGCCGCAUGAGCUUAACUCGGUCGACUUUCGCCUCAAGAUCAUAACGGAGCGUGGCGAGGGCCUGCUCACCAAGAAGGUGGGCUUCCUGUAUGUGGGCGGUCACGACGCCCCUUUCGGCCGCAUGCAAAAGCUGACAAAGGAGAUUCGUGACCUGGACAACAAGAUUGUGGAGUGUACUUUGAAUCAAUUCGGUAACUGGGAGUUUAUGCGGGAGCGAACAGAUAAGAAGCAUCCCAAUAGCUACAAUACAUGCCGCGCCGUUGUGGAGAGCAUAAGAAAUCCCAUUACCAAGGAAUACCUAUUAAACUAUAUCGCAAACUGCGGUUUUCGUGAUGACCAAGCCAUGAUGCCACCGCCACAUAAUGCCCAUCCACAUGGCCAUGGUCAUGGCCAUGGUCAUGCCCAAGGCCAUGGCCAUCAUGGCGGAGCGCCAGACCAACGACCACAACGUCCCCACUAAGCAAAUAGCAGCUGCUUUUUACACCUCAUCUCACCAAUCACUAUUUCACCAUUGAAACGCGCUCCCCCCUCAAAGACGACACUAGAAAAUUAAACACAACCGCUAAUAAAUAUAAUUCAAAAAGAGACAAUUGCACACAAGAUGUGUUGCCGAAAAGAAAAGUGCGUGUUCAUUGUGUUUCUCUUGAAUUUUAUGGAGUUUUACACAGCAUCAACUCUUGGGAUUCGCAACAACGACGGAUUAGAUGUUCUAAAGAGCAA
Molecule: messenger RNA, 2475 nt
Organism: Drosophila serrata
Lineage: Eukaryota; Metazoa; Arthropoda; Insecta; Diptera; Drosophilidae
Gene: mRNA-cap
Product: RNA guanylyltransferase and 5'-phosphatase mRNA capping enzyme
Biological process (GO): protein dephosphorylation; 7-methylguanosine mRNA capping
Molecular function (GO): mRNA 5'-triphosphate monophosphatase activity; ATP binding; mRNA guanylyltransferase activity
Source: RefSeq, a predicted model, not a curated record